Hydra vulgaris (swiftwater hydra) is the source of this 2189-nucleotide messenger RNA. RefSeq names its product dentin sialophosphoprotein. NCBI's taxonomy places the organism in Eukaryota, Metazoa, Cnidaria, Hydrozoa, Anthoathecata, Hydridae. The record is from RefSeq and is a predicted model, not a curated record.
AAAUCGGGUAAGGUACGAGUGUGGAAUUAACGGAAGUUAAGUUUUCAAUUACAUUAUAAACUUUAUCAAUUUCCUUAGAAAAUGGCUGAUUCUUCAAAUAUUGUUGAUUUGCAGGGAAAAAGUCCUAAUUUAGUUCUUAAUAAAAACUUUGCUAGUAACGUUGUAACGCGAUAUCAUAAUUUUAAUGAAGCUCAAACAGAAAGGGAAACAAAAGCUCAUCGUGAAUUUGAAAAUUUAGUUCGUAAACAACACACAAACAAAAAGUUAAGUCGUUCUGAGAUAGGUACCCUUUAUAGCGAUCUUAUUUCUGAAGAUAAUAAUGCAAAAGAUGAACUGUGUAGUUUAAAAAAAAAAAAAAGAAUAAUAUCACCGUUUCAGCAAGUGCAAAAACUUGUCUCUGAUGCAGCAAAGUUUAAUGAUGAACACGAGGAGGGUGACCAAUUAAAAAAAAAUCAACUUGUCAAUUCAACUAAUACUAACAAUGCUAAAGCGGUAGUUCGAAAAAGUCGAAUAAAUGUGGAUAAAACAAUGCUCAGAAAUUAUUUAAAGCAUACAACUGUUCAUAAUCGAAUACAAGAGGAAGAAGAAAUGUGGGAGCAGUAUUCUACGCAAAAAAAGAGAAAGAUUUCAUCUCUAACUUCUGCAAGUGCUAAAAAAGCUAAUAGUGCAAGUGGUUCAAUGUAUGCUGACAAAGAAGAAUAUCAUGGGAAAAAGGCUAAGAGCAGUAACAUAAAACAAGUUAACAACUUUGGUAAAUAUACCAAAAAACUACUCAAAGCCAAAGAGCAGGAUCCUAACAGGUGGGAUAAUAGUGGUUUUAAAGAGCUGUAUGCACAUGAGUUAAAAAAAUCAAGUAAAUCUCUUACAAAAGAUUUGGUUCAAUUUUCUGAUGAAAAAUCUUCUGAUAGUGAGUGGGAAGAGAGUGUAGUAAGAAUAAAUAAAUCAAAUGGAAAUCCAAAAAGAAAAGUUUUUAUAAGCGAUAAUGACAGGAAUUUAGACAAAAGAGAAAGUGAUGAUGAACCUUUAUAUGUAAAAACCAUUCAAGCUAGAGAUAAAAAAGAAAAGGUUUCAAAAAAUUAUGGGUUGCAAUCAAAUCUAAAAACUAAUAAUAAAGAUAAAAUAAAGAAUAACUUUGUGAAAUCGAAUCAUAAAGAUUUUGAAUCACUAAAAGAUCAAAUGAACAUCGAGGUUACCAGUACACCGCAGCGUAUAAAAAGUCUAGCAAUUGUAAAACCACCAAAUAUUCUGAUUAAAGAAUGUUCCUCAAAUGUUGAGAUAAAUUGUGAUAUUAAUAAAAUGGAUAAGAGUGUUAAAAAUGAUGAAAAAAAACAUAACAGGGAUAAUUUACAAGUGAGCUCUGAUACACUAAAAAAUACUAUUCAUGGACACUCAAAAAAAGAUAAAAAUCGAAUAGUUUUAAAAAAUAAACAUAAAAAUGGUGAGAAUAUAAAAACAAAAUUAGAAGAAAGCUCUUUUAGUGAUUCUUCCUUAAGUGAUUCGUCAUUAAGUGAUUAUAGCAGUAGUACUGAUUCAAGUUUUUCAUCAAGCUCCUCUGAUGAAAAGUAUUCAAAAUCAAAGAAACUGAAGAAGAAAUCGUCAAAACAUAAAACAACAUUUUCAGACUAUGAUAGUGAUUGUUUACCUAAAAAAUAAAAGCUGGUAACCAAGUGGAUGAUGACAAAGUUUUACAAAAUAUCUUAUUUUUUAAUUAUUUUGUUAGUUUUUAUAAAAUUAAAAGCUUUAAUGAGUUUAUUAUAUAAUAUUAAAAAUAUUAUUACAAAUACAUUUUUAUGUUUUGUUAUUGUAUGUGCAAUACAAAUGUUAUGUGCAUUUUUUUCAAUGUGUUUCACAAAAUUGUUUUUUUUUCAAAUUAACUUUAUAUUAGCUUAUUAUUACUCUGUGAAAAGGCUAUUUGGAAUAACUGUGCAUAGCAUAUGUAUUUAUUUGCUUAACAAUUAUUUAUUGUUCUCUAUAUUUUUGUUUAUCUCAUUAAGAACUACUUUUUUUAUAUAAAUAAUUUCUCUAAUUUAUAAAGUUACAAUAUUAUAAACAUUUUCUAUAAAUUGUUAUAAUUAUUACACUAUUUAUUUUUAAUUAAUGUGUUAGAUAAAAAUUUUAGCCAGUGUGGUGUGCUGUUAUAUGUAGAAAAUCUUCCUAAUUAUUGGAAUGUUUUUAUAGUUUUAUUUUAA